This is a messenger RNA of Pyricularia oryzae 70-15, 398 nucleotides long. RefSeq lists its product as uncharacterized. The coding region runs from base 1 to 153 and encodes 50 amino acids. Lineage: Eukaryota; Fungi; Ascomycota; Sordariomycetes; Magnaporthales; Pyriculariaceae. The transcript is spliced from 2 exons. The record is from RefSeq and is a predicted model, not a curated record.
AUGAACCUGCAGCGUGGCACCGAUGCCGUUUUUGCCAUGAGCCUUGCGACAAUGAUGCUCAGGGCUACAAUGAGUGGACGGGUCGGAGAACCUGGAGAACCUGGACUGGAUGUGCAAGCGAGGCUGCGAGGAACGUCGCAAGCCCAUGGCUAGUGUGUGGCUUUGGCGCCAUCACCGAGAAAAACCCAGUCACUCACGCCCUGGCAACAUGGAAUCUCGGAGAUGAGGGCACGGAUCAAGAGCCAAAAUCUUGACGAUAGGGCAACCAGCAUCGGCAAACCAGGAACAUGGCUUGCAUGGCCCGUUCCAUCCAUGCCUCACGUUUUUGUUUUGCACGUCAUUUGUGGCAAUUCUGAUGGGGAAUAACAAAAAGCGCCCCGAGGCCCCCUCUUGACCAG